Messenger RNA from Vairimorpha ceranae, 573 nucleotides. RefSeq lists its product as hypothetical. The coding region runs from base 1 to 573 and encodes 190 amino acids. The transcript has a single exon. The record is from RefSeq and is a predicted model, not a curated record. NCBI's taxonomy places the organism in Eukaryota, Fungi, Microsporidia, Nosematidae.
AUGACUUUUAAAAAAUUUAAACUUCAGAAAAAGAAAAAAAUAGAAAACGAAAAACAACUUCCAAAAAUAAGGGAUCUUAAAGUACCUCAAACACAUAUAAAUAGAUCUCUAAUAGAUACUGUUGUAAUACUGUUACAUACGAAACAGAAUACUGGUCUUAGAAAAAUUUUAGAUUUACCACAAUCUGUUAUUGAUAAAAAUAUUUAUAUAUUGACUUCUAAAGUAUUAGAAAUUAGUUUAAAAGAUAAUUAUAGCAAUGAUUUAUGUUUUAAAAUAUUAAAAAAAUUAGUUAGAAAUGAACUUAAUGUAUAUUUACAUGAUUUACUGUUCAAAUAUCUUGAAGUGAGCAUUUUUAGUAACAGAAAUUAUAAGAAAUUAUUUUUCACUUGUAAAGAAAAUUGUUGCGACAUUAUUGUUAACAAUAAAGAAAGGUUACUAGAAAUUGUUGAAGACAAUGAUAUUAAACAGAAAAUUAAUGGACUUAAAUCUAGAAUUAAUAAAUGUACUAUAAAAGAUAAAAUAAUAUUUGUAAAUGGGGAAUUUAUUACUGCUUAUGAUAAUAUUACAAAAUAA